This is a messenger RNA of Rhipicephalus sanguineus (brown dog tick), 1102 nucleotides long. RefSeq names its product gastrula zinc finger protein XlCGF7.1-like. The transcript is spliced from 4 exons. Bases 1 to 966 code for a protein of 321 amino acids. The record is from RefSeq and is a predicted model, not a curated record. Gene Ontology annotation, molecular function: DNA-binding transcription factor activity, RNA polymerase II-specific; RNA polymerase II cis-regulatory region sequence-specific DNA binding. Gene Ontology annotation, biological process: regulation of DNA-templated transcription. Lineage: Eukaryota; Metazoa; Arthropoda; Arachnida; Ixodida; Ixodidae.
AUGCAGGUCCUCGACGUGCUUGAAAUUGAAAGAGUGCUCGCUGCUGAUAAUCAUGGCAUAUUUCAAGGCUGUAAUAAGCAAUACACUGGUGACCUGUCUUGUUUUCUUUCUGCAGCACUUUCUGGCCAUCCAGCAAAUAAGGACAAGGAAAACUCACGGGGAUGCCGCCUCCACUGUGACUUCUGUGACUAUGAGACUGAUUAUAUCUGCCAUCUGAAUCAACACAUCAGGGUUCAUACGGGCGAGCGGCCUUUUCAGUGCCAUUUGUGCCCUCAGAGCUUCUCAACGAAGUUCGUAUUGAAGAAUCACUUGUGUACCCACACAGCACCUUCCAGCCAUCCAGCAAAUAAGAACAAUGAAAAGUCACGUCGGGGACGCCGCCACCACUGUGACUUCUGUGACUAUGAGACUGAUCAUACAUCCCAUCUGAAGGAACACAUCAGGGUUCAUACAGGCGAGCGGCCAUUUAAGUGCCAUUUGUGCCCUCAGAGCUUCUCAAGGAAGUCGGCAUUGAAGGAUCACUUGUGUACCCACACAGGCAAGCGGCCGUUUAAAUGCCACCUAUGCCCCGAGAGCUUUUCUCAAAGUUCCGCAUUGACGAGCCACCUGCACAGCCACAGAGGCUAUAGGCCGUUUAAGUGCCACCAGUGCCAAGAGAGCUUCUCACGUAAGAGCACACUGAAGGAUCACCUGCGCACACAUACAGGCGAGCGUCCAUUUAAAUGCCACCAAUGCCAAAAGAGCUUCUCACAUAGGGCUACACUGAAGGUUCACCUACGCACACACACAGGCGAGAGGCCAUUUAAGUGCCACAAAUGCCCAGAGAGCUUCUCACAAAGAACAACACUAGUGGGUCACCUGCGCACACACACAGGCGAGCGGCCAUUUAAAUGCCACUUAUGCCCCGAAACGUUUAUGCGGAAAAUCAGCCUCACUAGACAUCUGCGCAAACAUGAAUGCAAGUGACCAUAUUAAUGCAAGCUCUGCUAACCCAGCUGUUUUAUGAAGCCACAUUUGGUUAGCUUUUUUCCAGUGUGUUCUGACUGCACAAAGUUGCAUCAAAAUGUUAAAAGCGUAUGUCUAUUAUUUAUAUUGACUUCAU